AUGUUAUGUUGCAGGUAUCCAAGUCCAGCUCCACUGUCUAGCUCACCAUUCACCACCAUCAACAACAACAAAAUCUUCUCCGACAAACAAACCCAUUUCCGACGAGUCACACACUCUCAAGCUGCAGCAAAUUACAUCACCAAAUCCGGCAUUCAAAUGGAUUCUGCUCCAAAAUCCGGCGAGCCCACUUUGGAAUUUCUCGCCAAGAAGCCUUACGCCCCGCCUUCAUGGGCAUCGCACCUCAAUCCCCUGCCUUCCCACAUCUUUUCACUGGGCCAUUUUCCGACUCCGAUUCACAAAUGGAACCUUCCAAAUCUGCCCAAGAACACCGAGGUCUAUCUCAAGCGUGACGAUCUUUCCGGAAUGCAAUUGAGUGGUAACAAGGUAAGGAAGCUUGAAUUCUUGAUGGCAGAUGCUGUGGAAAAAGGUGCCGAUUGCAUUAUAACUAUUGGAGGAAUACAAAGCAAUCAUUGUCGAGCUACUGCCGUGGCGGCCAGAUAUUUGAAUCUAGACUGUUAUCUUAUACUACGCACUUCAAAGGUUCUAGUUGACCAGGACCCUGGUUUGACUGGAAAUCUGUUAGUUGAACGUUUGGUUGGAGCUCAUAUAGACCUUGUUUCGAAAGAAGAGUAUGCUAGCGUUGGGAGUGUGGUCUGCGUGAAAUGA
Messenger RNA from Striga hermonthica, 666 nucleotides. The record is from the annotation of a GenBank genome assembly. NCBI's taxonomy places the organism in Eukaryota, Viridiplantae, Streptophyta, Magnoliopsida, Lamiales, Orobanchaceae.